Molecule: messenger RNA, 1575 nt
Organism: Ornithodoros turicata
Lineage: Eukaryota; Metazoa; Arthropoda; Arachnida; Ixodida; Argasidae
Product: acetylcholinesterase-like
Exons: 6
Coding region: 568-1470 (300 amino acids)
Biological process (GO): choline metabolic process; acetylcholine catabolic process
Cellular component (GO): plasma membrane
Molecular function (GO): acetylcholinesterase activity
Source: RefSeq, a predicted model, not a curated record
UAUCACCUUAGGUGGAACACCCUGUAUGUGCCAAUGGAAAAACAUAGCUAAACUUCCUUUCGUCACACUAAAGCUAGGGGACCAGCACGCAUGGCUUCAGAAAGUUCCUCCAAGACGAGAUAUAUGGUCUCAGUUUUGUGUGUGUAGCGUGGGGGAAGAUACACAACAUAAUCACUGUCGUAGCAUAGCACGUUUGGCUCUGCCCCUGAACCUUUCCAGAAAGGGGCAGGUGUUCUCAGGGAGGUGGUGGUAUUCCUGACUGGCCGUGACUUCAGCUACGGUGCCAACACCGCGCACGACGGCCGAUACCUGUCCCUGUACGGAGACCUGGUGCUCGUGGUGCCCAACUACCGUCUCGGUCCUCUGGGGUUUCUCAACGCCAAUCUGAGUGAUUCGCCCGGGAACGUGGGCCUCUAUGACCAACGCGUAGCCUUCAAAUGGAUCAGCGAGAAUAUCGACUCUUUCGGUGGGAACGCUUCCAAGCAGGUGGCGGUGAUUGGCCACGAUGCCGGGGCAGUGUCAUUGGGCUACCAGCUGCUUAGCCCAGAGCCUCAUGACCUCCAGGACAUGAAGCGCUUUGUCUUGCACUCUUCCUCACCAUUGCGCCGCUUUCCGGACAAUUCAGGCAAAGAAAACUUUAUUCACCUGGCGCGCAUUUUGCAAUGCAAUGCAGUCCACGACGCCAACAAGGUGGACUGCCUACGCGAGAAGUCUGUCGAAAGUCUACUACAGGCGAGUGAGGCGAUUCAAGCGACAUCGCCGGUAUUUGUGCCCAGCUUUGGGACACAUCUGCUGCCGUCUACCGAACUUCUUUCCCUUCCGAGCCGUAUCUCAGGCAAACAGUUCCUGCUGGUGAACGUGAGAGACGAGGGAUCCUACUUCCUCCAACUGCUGGUGCAGCGUUUGCGCCAUGGCAACUAUGUAAAUACUGAGGCCGUACACCGAUACAUUCUGCAGCUGCUCGCUAUCCUGGGUAUAGGAGACCACGCACAGUCAAUACGAGCGAUGUAUGCCAACGUGACAUCGGAUUCAGAACUGGGCGUGUGGUGCUCCAUUCUGGGCGAUGUGCUCUUUGUUUGUCCAAUGCAGUACUUGGCCAAAUAUCUCGUCGCGGCCGGAAAUUCGGUGAAGGUGAUGGUGUUUGGUCAACGUCCUUCAUGGAAGGACACUACGACAUCGGGCUAUGGAGAUGACUUGUCCUUCUUGUUCGGUAUCCCGCUGCUUCCCAGCGGCAGUGGCACGUCUGACGAGAGGGAGUUCAGUGUGACCGUAAUCAAGUACUGGAGCACCUUCGUCAAAACAGGUACUCUUCCGAAGCUCAUAAAUGGAGAGCAGUGGCCGGACCUAAGAAGUACCUCCCCACUAGCAACCGUUGAGCUCAAGAUGGACGGCGCCCGCCUACUGGAGCCACCGUUUCGGACAAAACAGUGCGACGCGCUUCAACACAUUCUUUUGCAGCCGAGGGGAUGAAAUUCGUUAACUCCUCUUAUUUGAUUGUCGCUAUAACUGUUUCAUCGGCGUCGUUAGUAGUAUCUUACAUUGAUUAAUAAAGACGUAGUUCUGCUUAGACCACCA